This is a messenger RNA of Drosophila hydei, 840 nucleotides long. RefSeq lists its product as uncharacterized. The record is from RefSeq and is a predicted model, not a curated record. Lineage: Eukaryota; Metazoa; Arthropoda; Insecta; Diptera; Drosophilidae. The transcript is spliced from 4 exons. Bases 149 to 601 code for a protein of 150 amino acids.
UAUCCUAGUUCGGCGCAUCGUGUGGACGAAAGUGGCUCGUGACGCACAGCUAAUCCCAACGGCAACAACAACAACAAAAAUUCCGUGCCAACAACAAAACCAACACACCUGCAGCCGCACCUGUAACCACAGCAACAACGCCCACAUAAUGACCCAAACUGCAACCAGGAAUCAGGCCCCAUCUGCGCCGGCAUCGCUAGCUCCAAUCUCAUCUCCGUCUUUGACUGUGAUGCCGUCGCAGCGGCUGCAAUCGUCGCUGUCGCUGUCGCUGCCGCUGCCUCUGCUGCUGUCGCUGAUGCUGCUGCUGCUCCUGUUGGUGCCGCCGCAGCCUUGCGAGAGCCGAUACCUGCCGACAAGGUCGCAUGGCGACGAAUUGGAUAAGUUGCGUGAGCUGAUGCUUCAGAUUUUGGAGUUGAGCAAUGAGGAUCCACAACAACAGCAACAACAACAACAGCAACACCAAAUGCGUCUGCACAAUGAGGCCAACAAUCCGCUGACCGCUCAGCGUGGCAGCAGCAGCAGCAACUCCAAUGCCGCCUGGCUCCAGAAACUGGGUGCUAUCGGCGCACUCGACACGGAUGCCGGCUAUGGGCGCUACUAAAGACGAAACCCCAACAACCAAACCAACCAUGACGACCCCCAUUAAAUUAUGGAAAAACGAAACUAGGAAUGCAAACAAAAAACAUAUUUGAAAUGCCUAAAUUCUUUAUUUAAUUAAGCAAAUCAAAGAGAACUGGUUCCGAAAUUGAACACAAUCCAAAGCGAGUUACAAAUUUUAACUGUUUUAAAAGAAAUUUUUGUAUAACUAAAAAGUUUAUUUGUAAAGCCAAAAUUCUUCAA